AACCUGACACAAUUGGAGUUCCCAUUUAGCUUUCUCAAAGCCUCACCGCAAAACCCUAAUCUCCGAUUCCAAAACCCUCCGCUCCCCCGAUCCAUCGCCAUGACUUCGCCAUCCUUUUCCCCUCCUCUCGAUCUCAUCCAUGUCUUCUGGCACGAGGGCAUGCUCGCCCACGACGCCGGCACCGGCGUCUUCGACACCGGCAUGGACCCUGGUUUCCUCGAGGUCUUGGAGAAGCACCCGGAGAACGCGGAACGGGUGAGGAACAUGGUCUCCAUCCUCCGCAAAGGCCCCAUCUCCCCCUUCGUCUCGUGGCACGUGGGCCGGCCCGCCCACGUCUCCGAGCUCUUCUCCUUCCACUCUUCAGAAUACAUAGAGGAACUUGUACAAGCCAAUGGAGCUGGAAGCAAAGAGCUCUGUGCUGGAACUUUUCUGAAACCUGGGUCCUGGGGUGCUGCCCUUCUAGCUGCUGGAACCACAUUAUCAGCAAUGAAGUAUAUAUUAGAUGGACAUGGGAAGCUUGCUUAUGCUCUAGUACGUCCUCCUGGUCAUCAUGCACAGCCCUGUCAAGCUGAUGGUUACUGCUUUCUGAAUAAUGCUGGGCUUGCAGUACAGCUUGCUCUAGAUUCUGGCUUCAGGAAGGUUGCCAUAAUCGACAUUGAUGUCCAUUAUGGCAAUGGUACAGCUGAAGGAUUUUAUCGCUCAGAUAAUGUUCUCACUGUUUCCCUUCACAUGAAUCAUGGUUCCUGGGGUCCAUCGCAUCCUCAGAGUGGCUCCAUUGAUGAAGUUGGUGAAGGCAAUGGGUUUGGGUACAAUCUGAAUAUACCUUUACCCAAUGGAACAGGGGAUGAGGGGUAUGCAUAUGCAAUGAAAGAAUUGGUUGUUCCAGCUGUUCAAGUAUUCAAACCCAUGCUAAUUGUGUUGGUUGUUGGUCAGGAUUCUAGUGCGUUUGAUCCAAAUGGAAGGCAAUGUCUGACAAUGGAAGGUUAUAGGAAGAUUGGGCAAAUUGUAUGCAGAUUGGCUGAUACAUAUACCAAUGGAUGCAUCCUGAUUGUUCAGGAAGGAGGGUAUCAUGUAACAUACUCAGCUUACUGUCUCCAUGCAACACUAGAAGGUGUUCUUAAACUUCCUGCUCCUCUACUAUCAGACCCUAUUGCUUAUUACCCUGAGGACAAGGCGUACACUUUCAAAGUUGUUGAUGCCAUCAAGAAACAUUGGAAAGAAUCCAUUCCAUUCUUGAAGGAGCUUUAGAGAGAUUAAAUGAUGCUGCUGUGUUGAUGUGUCUGUAAAAGAAUUAUUUUGGGAGGAAAUACUAAAAGAGGGUGAGCCUUGGCACACCAUAAGUUAGCUUUAUUGUGACCAUUGCGGUUUCAAAACAUAGAAAAAGCCUCCAUGAGCAUGAAUAAGGAUGCAUACAUCUGACGCUUCGCAGAUCUGAACUGCAGAUUUCAUUCUGAAGUUUUCUUUUGACAUGAAAUAUUUUGUGGAUGCAUCCCCUUUUCAUACACCAGCUUCCCCUGUUAUAUCAAGCAGCUCUGUAAAUGGUCUAGUAGUUUGGGUGGACUCAGAGCACUGAAUUUGACACAGGAUUGAAGGAAACCAACCCAUUUCCUAGCCUGGGACGCUAAACUGAACAACUUUCUUUAAUUCAGUGCCAUCUUUGGAUGUAAUAGCAUCUUCAUUAGUGAGCAAAGACAUAAGGGGAAGGAGGAAUGUGGUGCACUUCCACAAGAUAUAAUACUAGGAACUUCCUUUCUUGUCCUUUGUUUAGCACAAAUAUUCAGUAUCAUGUUGUUCAUGCUUGCUAGCCAUGUACUGUUUCAUUUGCAAUAUAGUGAGGUGAAAAUACAUUAUAUCAUACUUUUUUAAAGUAGAUCACUUUGAUGUAAAUCCUUUGAUCUUGUGCAAUUUAGUUGGUGAAGUAUAUACUUUUUA
Molecule: messenger RNA, 1932 nt
Organism: Elaeis guineensis (African oil palm)
Lineage: Eukaryota; Viridiplantae; Streptophyta; Magnoliopsida; Arecales; Arecaceae
Product: histone deacetylase 8
Biological process (GO): epigenetic regulation of gene expression
Molecular function (GO): histone deacetylase activity
Source: RefSeq, a predicted model, not a curated record